Molecule: messenger RNA, 2809 nt
Organism: Trichechus manatus latirostris (Florida manatee)
Lineage: Eukaryota; Metazoa; Chordata; Mammalia; Sirenia; Trichechidae
Gene: ZNF512B
Product: zinc finger protein 512B
Exons: 17
Coding region: 1-2715 (904 amino acids)
Molecular function (GO): zinc ion binding
Source: RefSeq, a predicted model, not a curated record
AUGACUGACCGCUUCUGUGUGGGCGGAGGCCGCCGGCUCCCAGGGUCCAGCAAGAGUGGACCUGGGAAGGAUGCAGGUCGGAAUGAGGUCCGACUUCCGGUGCUGCAUGACCCACCCAACCUCGGAGUACCAGUGGUCCGAAGUGGGCAGACCGUGCCCAGCCAGGCCCCACUUUGCUUCGACCCAGGAAGCCCAGCCAGCGACAGAACGGAAGGGAAGAAGAAGGGGCGGCCGAAAGCUGAGAACCAGGCACUCCGAGACAUUCCUCUCUCCCUGAUGAACCAGUGGAAGGAUGAAUUCAAGGCCCACUCGAGGGUGAAGUGUCCAAACUCGGGGUGCUGGCUGGAGUUCCCCAGCAUCUACGGUCUCAAGUACCAUUACCAGCGGUGCCAAGGGGGUGCCAUCUCAGAAAGACUGACUUUCCCCUGCCCCUUCUGCGAGGCUGCAUUCACCUCCAAGACCCAGCUGGAGAAGCACCGGAUUUGGAACCACAUGGACCGACCCCUGCCUGCCCCCAAGCCCGGACCGGUCAGCCGCCCGGUCACCAUCAGCCGGCCCGUUGGGGUCAGCAAGCCUAUAGGAGUGAGCAAACCUGUCACCAUCGGCCGGCCUGUGGGGGUCAGCAAGCCCAUUAGCAUCAGCAAGCCCGUGGCGGUCAGCAGGCCCACCAUACCGGUCACCAAGUCCAUACCAGUCACUAAGACCAUACCGGUCACCAAACCUGUCACGGUCAGCAGGCCUAUGCCAGUCAGCAGGCCCGUGCCGGUCACCAAGCCCACACCAGUCACCAAGCCCACGCCGAUCACCAAGUCCAUACCUAUCACCAAACCCGUGCCGGUCACCAAGCCCACACCGAUCACCAAGCCCACACCGAUCACCAAGCCCACACCGAUCACCAAGCCCACACCGAUCACCAAGCUCGUGACGGUUGCGAAGCCUGUGCCAGUCAGCAGGCCGGUGCCGGGUGGCAGGCCUGUUGCCGUCAGCAGACCCACACCACCCUGCAAAAUGGUGCUGCUGACCAAGUCCGAGAACAAAACUACUCGUGCUGUGGGGAGGAACAGCGGUAAGAAAAGAGCUGCAGAUGGCCUGGACGCCUGCCCUGUGCCCCCCAAGCAGGCGAGGCCGGAGAAUGGGGAGUGUGGCCCGUCCACCAUGGGCCAGAGUUCAGGCUUCCAGCUGGGCGCAGACCCCCCCGGUGGCCCCCUUUCACCGGGCAGCAGGGCCUCUGGAGGCAAGGAGGCACCUCGGGCCCCGGGCCCUGCAUCCCCACCAGAGGACCCGGAGCGGACGAAGCACAGAAGGAAACAGAAAACUCCCAAGAAGUUCACAGGGGAGCAGCCGUCCAUCUCUGGGACCUUCGGACUCAAAGGCCUGGCCAAGGCAGAGGACAAAGUUCGUGUCCACCGUGCCAAGAAACAGGAGGUACCAGGCCCCGAGGACAUGCGGAAGAAAGUGCCAGCCACCACCAGCCCUGCCAGCAAGGAGGUGCCGGCCCCUGUGGCCCACCCAGCCCCAGGUGGCCCCGAGGAGCAGUGGCAGCGAGCCAUCCAUGAACGGGGCGAGGCUGUCUGCCCCACCUGCAGCGUGGUCACCCGCAAGACCCUUGUGGGGCUCAAGAAGCACAUGGAGGUGUGCCAGAAGCUGCAGGACGCGCUCAAGUGCCAGCACUGCCGGAAGCAGUUCAAGUCCAAGGCAGGCCUCAACUACCACACCAUGGCCGAGCACAGCGCCAAGCCCUCUGACGCUGAGGCCUCGGAGGGGGGCGAGCAGGAAGAGCGGGAGCGACUGCGCAAGGUGCUGAAGCAGAUGGGGAAGCUGCGCUGCCCCCAGGAGGGCUGCGGGGCUGCCUUCUCCAGCCUCAUGGGCUACCAGUAUCACCAGCGACGUUGCGGGAAGCCGCGCUGUGAUCUGGACAGCCCCUCCUUCCCCUGCGCACACUGUGGCAAGACCUACCGCUCCAAGGCCGGUCACGACUACCACGUGCGCUCGGAGCACGCGGCCCCGCCCCCUGAGGAGCCUGCAGACAAGCCCUCUGAGGCUGAGGAGCUUCUGGGUGUGGAGCGGACCCCAAGUGGUCGCAUCCGCCGGACGUCGGCCCAGGUUGCCGUGUUCCACCUGCAGGAGAUUGCAGAGGACGAGCUGGCCCGAGACUGGACCAAGAGGCGCAUGAAGGAUGACCUUGUGCCCGAGACUGCGCGGCUCAACUACACACGGCCAGGCCUCCCCACGCUUGACCCCCAGCUGCUGGAAGCGUGGAAGAACGAGGUCAAGGAGAAAGGCCACGUUAACUGCCCCAAUGACUGCUGCGAGGCUAUCUACUCCAGCGUGUCCGGACUCAAGGCCCAUCUUGCCAGCUGCAGCAAGGGGGACCACCUGGUGGGGAAGUAUCACUGCCUCCUGUGUCCGAAGGAGUUUAGCUCUGAAAGCGGCGUGAAGUACCACAUUCUCAAGACACACUCGGAGAACUGGUUCCGUACCUCGGCGGACCCCCCACCCAAGCACAGGAGCCAGGACUCGCUGGUGCCCCCGAAGGAGAAGAAAAGUUUGGGGGGCGGGAAGAAGCGGGGCCGCAAGCCAAGGGAGCGGCCCCCUGAGGAGCCCACGCCCAAGCUGCCCCCACGGCGUGAUGACUGGCCCUCGGGGGGCAGAGACAAGGGGGGCCGGGGCUCCACGGGCCGGAAGGUGGGGGCUGGCAAGGCACCUGAGAAAUGAGCUUGGUUGUGGUAGGUGGGAGGGGUCCAGCCCCCAUGCUGGCCGCCAAAUCCCCUCCAUCCAGGGAGGGGGUAGCUAGCUCCAACCUCUUCCU